UCACAGUCAGGGCUGUGACGUCGCCGUCCUGAGGCGGAAGUGGCUGUAAGGUCUGCGGUUGUAGGCUGAAGGUGGGCUGUGCAGUGUUUAUUUGCAGAGCGGAAAAUUGACGGUUUUAUAGAGGCAACCAUGAAGACAGUGUUUGUAACUGUUGGCACCACGAGUUUUAAUGAGCUCAUUGAAAGCAUCACGUCUUCCGAGUCCGUUCAGGCUUUAAAGGCUCGAGGAUAUGAGCGUUUGGUUGUACAGGUUGGAAGAGGCUCACUUCUUCCUGCUGCUGACAGCUGUCCACACAUCAGACUGGAGGCUUUUCGAUUCAAAGACUCCCUAGCAGAAGACAUAAAGCAGGCGGACCUCAUCAUCAGCCAUGCAGGGGCAGGAAGUUGUUUGGACGCACUCAGUGCAGGAAAACCUCUGCUGGUUGUAGUCAAUGACAAGUUGAUGAACAACCACCAGCUGGAGUUGGCCAGACAGCUAAACAUGGACUCACACUCGCUGUACUGCACAUGCAGCACCCUGACAGAAACACUGAGGACCAUGGAUCUCUCUGUUCUUAAGCCCUUCGUACAUGGACAGCCGAAGCAUUUUGCAAACUUUCUAGACAAAGCUCUUGGUCUUAAGUGACGCUUUAAUUUUACAGGACUGCUGGUUUCACCCUGUUGCAGGAUAUUGCAUUACAUUGUGACUGACAUUGUUGAACAUUCGACUAUUUUCUAUUUUUGUAUACAAUAAUAAUAUAAACCUUAAUUUCA
This is a messenger RNA of Scatophagus argus, 752 nucleotides long. RefSeq lists its product as uncharacterized. The record is from RefSeq and is a predicted model, not a curated record. The transcript has 4 exons. Gene Ontology annotation, molecular function: hexosyltransferase activity. Gene Ontology annotation, biological process: dolichol-linked oligosaccharide biosynthetic process. Bases 130 to 624 code for a protein of 164 amino acids. NCBI's taxonomy places the organism in Eukaryota, Metazoa, Chordata, Actinopteri, Scatophagidae.